Molecule: messenger RNA, 4451 nt
Organism: Vollenhovia emeryi
Lineage: Eukaryota; Metazoa; Arthropoda; Insecta; Hymenoptera; Formicidae
Product: nardilysin
Exons: 14
Coding region: 60-3461 (1133 amino acids)
Biological process (GO): proteolysis
Molecular function (GO): metalloendopeptidase activity; metal ion binding
Source: RefSeq, a predicted model, not a curated record
UGGCUUGAAUGCUGGAGUCGGGCUGAUUCGGGCCAUGUUCAAGCCGCACGGAAGUGCUUAUGACACGUGCUCUCUACGUUUUUCAACCACGACUGAUUGUCAGAUGUGUGUCUAGACAUGCGUCAGGUGUAGUGUCGAAAGAAAUCGCUCCAAGUCCACUGGGAAGGAAGUCGAAAAGGAUUCGCCGUCCGACUGCGUGUCCCCUCGUUGAAUCGCGUUGCGACGCUCGACCCAAUUUCAAUCCCGAUUUGCUGCGCGUCGAUAAAAUGCCGGAGGUGGUGCGUACGACCGGGGACAAUGAGGGUUGUCGGGUCGAAUAUCUGGACACUCCCGUCACGUCGGAGAACGACAAGAAGGAAUACAAAGUCAUCAAAUUACCAAAUGGUUUAACAGCUUUGCUAAUAUCCGAUAUGCAUUCAAAGAGUUCUGGUAAAGAAAACGAUGAUGAUGAUGAUGAGGAUGAAGAAUCUACUGAAGACGAAACCGAGGAUGAGGACAGUAACGAAGAGGAUGAGGAUGAUGAGGACGACGAGAAUGAUGUUAGCGAUGAGUACGACGAGGAAGACACCUCACUCAAGCGAGUUAGGAGAGACGAGAAGAAGGCGGCAUGUGGCUUGUGUGUCGGAGUAGGCAGUUUCAGUGAUCCAUCGAUAGUUCCAGGCAUGGCGCAUUUCCUCGAGCACAUGGUUUUCAUGGGAUCUGAAAAGUAUCCACAAGAGAACGAUUUUGAUGCAUUUAUUAGUAAGCGUGGCGGCUUUACCAAUGCCUCGACUGACUGCGAGCAUACAACAUUUUACUUUGACAUACAAGAGAGACACUUGCAAUCGGCUCUCGAUCGUUUCGCUCAAUUUUUCAUUAAGCCGCUGAUGAAGAAAGAUGCCAUUACACGAGAGCGAGAGGCGGUGGAAAGCGAAUUUCAGUUGGCCUUACCUUGUGACGAGAAUAGAAAGGAACAGUUGUUCUCGUCCUUCGCACGAACUGGUCAUCCAGCCAACAAGUUCAUUUGGGGCAAUUUAGUAACGUUGCGCGAUAACGUGGAUGACGACAAAUUAUACGAAGAGCUACACAAAUUCCGAGAACGCCAUUACAGUGCUCAUAGAAUGACGUUAGCUAUACAGGCGAGACUGCCGUUGGAUGUAUUGGAACAAUAUGUCGUAUCGUGCUUUGCUGAUGUACCAAGUAAUUGGUUGCCUCCCGAUGAUUUUACCGAGUUUAAAGGCGGUGUUUCUUUUGAUACUCCCGCCUUCCGAAAAAUGUAUAAAGUUAAGCCUUUCAAAGAUGUCAGCCAACUGGAAGUAACAUGGACAAUGCCUUCGCUACUUGAUCUCUAUAAAAGUAAGCCGCAUCAAUAUAUCUCAUGGAUUAUUGGACACGAAGGAAAAGGUUCCUUAAUUAGUUAUCUACGCAAGAAGAUGUGGAGCCUCGAUAUGUUCAGUGGUAACAGUGAAAGCGGUUUCGAACACAGCUCCAUGUACGCCUUGUUCAAGCUUACUGUAGUACUCUCGUAUGAAGGACAGCAACACCUAGAGGAAGUUCUAGAUGCGAUAUUCUCCUUUAUCAAUUUAGUGAAAAAGGAGGGUCCGCAGAAAAGAAUUUACGAUGAGAUCUACAAGAUUGAAGAAAAUAAUUUUAGAUUUGCUGAUGAGGAGGAUCCAGCGGAUUAUGUGGAAGAUUUGUGUGAGAGCAUGCAUUUUUAUCCGCCACGCGAUUAUAUAACUGGAAACGAGCUUUAUUUCGAAUACGAUCCAGAAGCUAUACAAAAGUAUUUAAAUUAUCUGGUACCGGAGAACGCGAACAUCAUGAUCUUCAACGAAGAUUUUGACAGUCUUGAGUUGAAUAAAGUCGAACCCUGGUUCAAAACUAAAUACACAGACAUCGAGAUACCAAAGGAAUGGGUCGAACGCUGGAAAUCCAUUGAACCAUUGCCAGAUUUUCAUUUACCAUUACAGAAUACAUUCCUUAUCAGCGACUUCUCCCUAAUACCGAUACCGGAUGGAGUUCCAAAAUAUCCUGUGAAGUUACACAGUGAUCAUAUAUCAGAAAUUUGGUAUCGUCCGGAUUCCAAGUUUCGUUUGCCAGAAUGUUACAUGAAUUUCCAAUUUAUUUCCACUCUCGGAUUUCAGUCGCCGAAGAAUCGAGCCCUCAUGGAAAUGUACUGCAAUGUAUUAAAACUGUUAUUGAUCGAAGAAUUAUAUCCAGCUAUAGCGGCCGGGUUUGAUUAUAAUAUCAGUACUAGUGACAAAGGUAUUAUGAUAAAAAUGGAUGGGUUUAACGAAAAACUGCCACUCUUAUUAACGGCUAUUGCAAAAUACAUGGUGGACUAUCCAACCCUCGUUACGAAGGACUUGUUUGAAAUUGUCAAAGUGCAGCAGCUUAAGACAUAUUACAACACAUUUAUAAAACCUGGGAAACUCGUCAAGGACGUGAGAUUAUGGAUAUUAAAAUUUGUUCAUUAUACGUACGUUGACGUUCAUACUGCUCUACGUGGUAUCAAUUUUGAAGAAUUCCGAGACUUUGUGAAGACCUUUACCGAUCAUAUGUACAUUCAGUGCCUCGUGCAGGGCAACAUGACGCAGGACACUGCGAUCGAAAGUAUACGACAGUGCAUCGAAAUAAUUAAUUGCGGCCCCCUGCUCUCUAGUACGAUGCCGCAAAUGAGAGUCACUCAGAUACCCUUGGGAACGUGGUAUUGCAAGUUAAAAAAUAUCAACAAAAUCGAUGCAAAUUCCGUAGUGACAAAUUAUUAUCAAGCCGGUGUCACGUCAAUUGAAUUGUCGGUGCUAAUUGAUCUGAUGAUCAUGAUAAUGGAAGAACCGUUGUUCAAUCGGUUAAGAACCCAAGAACAGCUUGGUUACGAUGUUUCCUGCACCCUUAGAGAUAUCAAUGGAAUUUUGGGAUAUUCCAUUACCGUUCACACUCAAGCAGAUAAAUACACAACCGAGCACGUGGACCAGCGGAUCGAGGAAUUUUUGAAAUCGUUUAAUAAAAUUUUGGAAAAGUUCUCAGAAGAGGAAUUGGAUGAGGUCAAGGAGGCACUAAGAAAACUGAAGCAAUGUGCCGAUAUCGAUUUGGAAGAAGAAGUUAACAGAAAUUGGGCUGAGAUCACGAGGUGGCAAUACAUGUUUGACAGACUCGAGAGAGAAGUGCUUGCAAUAAAAGACAUAAAAAUCAAUGAACUGAGAGAAUGGUCCGUGAAGCACACAAUGAACGGAAAUAACUUUAGAAAAUUGAGCGUGCACGUGGUAGGAGCUGAUCCGAAACAAAAGGAAGUUAAUGAAGAAAACGAUAAUGCAGAGGAUCGCAAAAAGGCUCAGUACUUCUCUUUGGAAUAUAUAAUUGACGAUAAACAGCAUAAGGAAGAGCAGGCGCAUUAUGUCACUAACGUAGAAGACUACAAGAAGGAUCUGUACGUCUAUCCAGUGAGUGAGGGGGUUAAUCCUCUCAGAGCGCUAAGUAAAUGAUACUUUAAUAAUAAUAGCGUAAUGAUAAUAAAAUGAUAAAUCGUAUUGCCUUAUGCUAAUAAGGUAGUUUUUUUAUUUAUUGAAUGCUAACAUUUAAUACUAACCCUCACAUAAUAACAACAAUAAAUCGAGACAUUGCAAUCAUCUUUUCAUGUAACACUAGACUUAUUACCUCUUUAUAUUCCUUUCGAUAAACUAUAUUAUAAUAACUGAUAUUGUUAAGGAUAAUCUACACAUCGCAACAUGGAAUAUUCAAAAUUAAUAAAAUAAAAAUGUUAUACACAAGCGAGACAUAAUUGUGAAAAAUGCAUCAACUUCAACAUUAAAUGUAUGGUAUAAGUAGACAAAAGUUUGCGAUAUUGAAUAAAUAUAAAUGAAAAUUCUUGAAUGCAGAGAUUUGUUAGGAUAAGAUGGUCUCUCCCGAAUUAAAAGGAACAACUUGCGAAUUUCUUCUUAAUAUUCAUUUCACUGAACAUACGAAGUGAAACAUAAAAUAUGAGCUACGAAACAAAUGCAUAAUGAAACAGGUACAGCAAGAAGGAAAAAUUUCCGAAUUUUAAACAAGUUCGGAGAGAAAUUACGCGUGAGGUAUAGAAUAAAGCAUACACUGCUAACUAUAAAAGUAGAGACAGUUGAAUCCUAGAAGAGUGAUAGAACUCAAAAAGGGGUCAAAGGAAGAUUCCGAAAAGUAAAAUUGACGAUGCACGAAAGAAUGACGGUGAAAGUGGAUUUGAUAAAUUAAAAGGAACUUUAAUAAAGUCCUUGAAAGAUAAAUAAGAUUCUUCACAUUGAUAUCGCGCAAUGGAGCAGAUUACAGGCAGAUAAAAUGAAAACGUAAGUACAAUAACCGCGUGAAAAUAGCAAUAAAAUAAAAGGAUGCACACAUCAGGGGAAGUAAAGUACUCGAUGGGUAUGUAAUUUUUUCAUAUUCUUUUAAUUGUAUUCAAGACAUGACAACACGUUUUCAAUAAAUCAUUAAACUUCCGAAAA